AUGGUAAGUGUGCUGCGGAUUUUCAACGGGUUCAACAUGAUGUUUCCGGACCAUUCGCGCCUGUUCAAAACGACGUACAAAUGCUACUCAGUGUCGAUGCUGCCAGGCAACGAACGGCAGGAUGUAGAGAAUGGUGGCAAGAUUAUAAUGCCACCGUCGGCCCUCGACCAGCUGACGAGGUUAAAUGUGGUGUAUCCGAUGCUGUUUAAGAUUACGAACGGUACGAUCAAUCGCAGUACACACGCGGGUGUGCUGGAGUUUGUGGCGGAUGAAGGUAAAAUCUACAUGCCCUACUGGAUGAUGCACAAUCUGGCACUGGAGCAGGGCGACAUCGUGGAGAUCGAGAGCGUCUCCAUACCGGUGGCAACGUAUUCCAAAUUUCAACCGCAAAGUGUAGAAUUCUUGGACAUUACCAACCCGAAAGCGGUGCUCGAGAAUUGUCUGCGAAAUUUUGCCUGUUUGACGACAGGCGAUCUCAUUGCGAUAAAUUAUAACAAUACAACGUACGAACUGUCCGUGCUGGAGACAAAACCUGGCCCGGCCGUAACAAUCAUUGAAUGUGAUAUGAAUGUUGAGUUUGCGCCACCGAUCGGUUACACAGAGCCGGAACGAAGGGAGAAAGAGGAGGAACCAAUGACGAUUGACCCGACAGAGUUGAUGCCGGAACCGAUUGGAUUCGUUGCGUUCAAAGGCGAGGGCACUAGGUUGGAUGGCAAGAAGAAGAAGGACAACGGAACGAAUGACGUUCCUCCGGUGCAGCGGCAAGCAUACGUACGAGGCAUCCCUGAUUAUGACCACCCCUACGGAUUGCUAAGGUUCGACCGCAGUGUGCGAAAGUUGGAUCAAAUUGAAUCGAAAUCGGAAGAUAGUAAAUUCCAAGAGUUCCAAGGUGAAGGCUGCAGUUUGAAGAAGAAUCGGAAAUAG
Anopheles marshallii is the source of this 924-nucleotide messenger RNA. RefSeq names its product ubiquitin fusion degradation protein 1 homolog (gene Ufd1-like). The record is from RefSeq and is a predicted model, not a curated record. The transcript is spliced from 2 exons. The coding region runs from base 1 to 924 and encodes 307 amino acids. NCBI's taxonomy places the organism in Eukaryota, Metazoa, Arthropoda, Insecta, Diptera, Culicidae. Gene Ontology annotation, cellular component: VCP-NPL4-UFD1 AAA ATPase complex. Gene Ontology annotation, molecular function: polyubiquitin modification-dependent protein binding.